This is a messenger RNA of Cooperia oncophora, 303 nucleotides long. Lineage: Eukaryota; Metazoa; Nematoda; Chromadorea; Rhabditida; Trichostrongylidae. The record is from the annotation of a GenBank genome assembly.
AUGUUUCAGAGCCUUGUUGGGAAACGAGAACGAGUGGAUUUCGCCAAUACUGUCAUCAAGUAUGACCGAAGAUUCAAGGCAGAUCGAUAUCGGCCACAUACUCUCGAUAGGUCUUUCACCCUACCAGGACGACUUUUGUCGUCAUCAUUAAUCAAACACUUCAAAGAGCGAACUCGUGGUGGAAUACUCCAGUUGGAAUUCGCCACCAGCCAUACAAUCGUUUUGAAGAAGACCCGAUUUGGUGGCGGUACAAGGACCGUUCAGUUCCAUUUGUCUGGUAGUAGCGCGCUCAAUGCGAACUGA